GUGAAAUUUUUACUUAUGUGGUGUUUAAAAAACCGUUCCCUCAUUUUUGUUGUGCGAGUUGUGGAAAAAAAAAUCAAAAGUUACCGACUGAUUUGGCGGGUUUUUAUGGCGGCAAUUUGAAAAAAUGAAAGGCUUUGAAGACAACGACUGUCGCUUGUGUUCAAAAACAUUCUGUUGCCCGAACUGCCGCAUCUUACACGAGGAAAAAUUCCACAACGUGAACCCGGAGUGUGAAAUUUGCGUUUACGGCCGGGCUUCCCUUAAAAACGCCUCAGUUUCGCUACUAAACCACAUAAAAACCGCCCAUUGGCCCUUGCAUUGUGUUUUUUGUAAAAAACUGUUUACUUCUUUUGACGACCUUCUCUCGCAUGAUAAAUGUCCUUUUAAGCUUGAAACGCUCAAAAUGGAAACAACUCCAAAAACUCCAGUCACUUCACUGACAGAAACCGAAAAGCCCUCGCCUGAAGUAACCCCCUUUUACAAGGCGACUGAACACGGGGCCCUCAAAACCAGGACCAUGGGGGCCACGAGCACGCCCCUGAUUCACAAAGAUAGCGACAAAAGCGAUAAAAUCACCCCGAUUAAUCAGAGCGAAAUUAUCUACCAUAAAUCAAGCUUGAAGCUAACAGGGUCGUCGAAUUUCAGCGACUCCAAGAAAAGCGACCGCAGGGUCACUUUUUCGGAAACCCCCUUUGUGAGUGAAAUGUGCAAAAAGCCCAAGUAUUUACCUUUGCCUAAACAAAUAACGAAUGAAAAUUCAAACGUUUCCAAUGACGACUCAACCGAUGAACUGGAAUUGUACAAAACAGCCCCUCACACAAUUCUAGAAUGCGAAGAAAAGGAGAAUUUAGAUAACAUUGGCGUAUUUAAUAAUUGUGACGCUAAUAACGACGGGACCUUAUGGGAAAGUGCUUUAACAAAAUUGGAUUUCAGCGGCUGUAAUAACAUCAUUGAGAAGAUUGACAACAAAACGAAUAAUUUUAACGUUUCGCUGCAAAUAAAUGUGUUCAGCCCGCCAAAUAGUCCAAAAUCGAAAAGCAACGACGCUGACUUGUCUUUGAAUAAAUCCACAAACAUUUGGUCCUCUGUGACAAGCAUGGUCAAGUCGGUCGUGAGCAACAUCUCAAUGACGGCGCAGAGUAGUUUUUCAGGCGUAGGUCUCAAAAGGCCGCAGCCUGAUAAUGACGCACUUUGCGACGCCCCACAUUUGAAGAGAAUGAAACUGACCGACAUUAAGUGCCGACGGCCAAUCAGGACCAUAAGUCCCUUGUAUCAAAUAAGACUCGCACGCCCCCGUUAUGUAGACAAAGCGACUCAAACCGACUAAAUUUGGAUGUGAUUUUUACCAAACUACAUUUAACUACCCUUUUUUGUAUUUAAUGUAAUUACUUUGAAAUAAAUUAUGUGAUAAUUAA
Messenger RNA from Tribolium castaneum (red flour beetle), 1415 nucleotides. RefSeq lists its product as uncharacterized. The coding region runs from base 125 to 1327 and encodes 400 amino acids. Lineage: Eukaryota; Metazoa; Arthropoda; Insecta; Coleoptera; Tenebrionidae. The transcript has 5 exons. The record is from RefSeq and is a predicted model, not a curated record.